Messenger RNA from Cryptomeria japonica (Japanese cedar), 4850 nucleotides. Its product is annotated as BAG family molecular chaperone regulator 6. The transcript is spliced from 3 exons. Lineage: Eukaryota; Viridiplantae; Streptophyta; Pinopsida; Cupressales; Cupressaceae. Gene Ontology annotation, biological process: protein folding. Gene Ontology annotation, molecular function: protein-folding chaperone binding. Gene Ontology annotation, cellular component: plasmodesma. The coding region runs from base 220 to 4713 and encodes 1497 amino acids. The record is from RefSeq and is a predicted model, not a curated record.
AUCGAGCAAAGGUGUCUAAGAGCUACAAAAUUUACAAUCGUCGGACCUUUGGAGAUUCACGAAAUCGUGCGGAAAGUUUGCAUCGUUUACUGCUAAAUCAGGCGUUGUGGAAGAGAUUACAAGUCGAUCACUCGUAGGCUCCAAAAACAUAAAGAUAAACAUUGAUAAUUUGAAUUCAGUAGUUUUCAGCAGUUUGAAUUCAAUUAUAUUGCUCCAACUAUGAGCCCUGUUUAUAGGCGCCCAUACCCUGCAUACUAUUGGGCUCCAACAAAUGUUGAAGCUCAACCAAUACCAAUUCGGGAGGAGCCUUAUUCUUACAGAGAAGCAAGACCCCAAGAAUGGGGUUAUGGUAACUGUGAAGGACCUUAUUGGUAUUAUCAUCAGCCUGGGAAAGAUGGAUACUAUUCUUAUUGGCCGAAGUAUGGAGAUUGGGAGCCCAAAUUUUAUGAACGAAAUGCCAAAGAUUUUGGUGGCGAUUUUGGCAGGGGUUUUGGCAGAGAUUUAAGGCCGGUCUAUGUUUAUCCUCCUCCUCCUCCUGCUGCUAGUGGGCCUUUUACAUUUAGGCCUUUUCAUUCAGGCGACCAGUUUCGGCGCCCUGAUGAGUAUCCAAUGAGGUUUGUACCCGUGGCCCAUGAAUCAGCAUCAGAUCCCUGUGAAAAACGACAGGUGAAACCUCACUGUUGUGGGUGUCCGAAUCAUGUGUGCGGACUUGAGACAAGGACUAUGAAGGGAGAUGAACGGAAAGGGCUAACGGAAGGCUAUACUGAGGAGGAUGUGAAGACAAAGAGACAGAAUAUGCAGGAAUUGGCUGGGCCUGUUGUGUGUUUUAAUCCUUUGGAAUGGUAUGGCGAAGCUCCUGAUAAUAGAAAUAGAAAUGAAGGGCAAGCAGAGCAUCCUGUUUACUGGGUUCCUGUAAAUUGGAACCGAAAUGAGAGGGAUAAGGACCAGGAGAGGUGGUUACCAGGGAAUUGGAUUCCGUCGGACAUAAACUCCAAGCCUUUAGGGUGGGGAGAAUGUAAGAACGAGCUUCCUGGAUAUUGGAUUCCCUUGGACUCAAGCAUCGGGCCUAAAGCUUUGGAAGAUUGCAAGAAAAGAUCUCAAUUUGAAGGAAAUGAAAAUAAGAAUAAGUUUCCUGGAUAUUGGAUUCCACUAGACUCGAUCGCUAAGCUUCAAGGAGAACAAAAAGAAAAAGAGAAUUCUUUAUCUGAGGGAAAAUUGCAUCCUUUCGCUGUUCUCUGGAUUCCCGAAGAAAACUUAAAGAUGGCAAACUCUCAAGAAGGGAUACCGAAUGAAAGUCUUGGAAACAGGCCCACAUUUGUUCAGAAGUUCGGAAAUGAGGAUGAGAAACAGAGGAUUGGCGAGGCAAGCAAAGAAACAAAGGCAAGAGGUGUUCAUGUGGAACCGAUAGGAGAAGGUAUUUUUAAUAUGGCAAACCCUGAGGAAGGAACUAAGAAUGAAGGUCUUGAAGAAGAGCAGAAGAAAAUAAAUGAAUUAGGUGGUAGGCCUGUAAUUGUGCAGGAAGUUGGAAGAGUGAAUGAAAGACAAAGGCCUGAGGAGGUUAGAAAGGAAACCAAAACAAGAGAAAUUCCUGUGAAGCAACUAGAAGAAGAAAAAUCUUCAGCAGCGGAGAAGGCAAAUGAAAGUGUUACGAAUGUAAAGGCAAGAGACAUUCCUGUGAAGCAGCUAGAGAAAGAAAAGGCUUCGCAGGCACAGGUGCAGAAGUUAGACGAAAAGGCUGCAGAGAAUCACAAGGCAUCCUCACCUAGGGCUUCCAAGCUUCCUCCCGUGUGUCUCAGAGUUGAUCCUCUUCCUGGAAAGAGGAAGACCAAUGGCAAAAGUUCUUCAAGGUCUCCUAGUCCCCCUCAUAAGGAUAAUGACUUGACAACUAAUGCCUCAUUGCAAAACACUAAACCUGAGACAACAAAUCCCUCAUUGCAAAAUACUAAAUCUGAUGCUUCCAAGAUCCCUGUGGAAUUAAAGAAGGCCGGGGAAAAUGCAAGUUUAAAAGCUUCCAAGCAUGCUGGUGAAACAAAGAAAGUUGAUGACGAUGCAAGUUCGAAGGCUUCAGAGCUUGGUGAUGAAACAAAAAAGGGUGAGGAAAAUGCAAGUUUAAAAGCUUCCAAGCAUGCUGGUGAACCAAAGAAAGUUGAUGACGUUGCUAGUUUGAAGGCUCCAAAGCUUGGUGAUGAAGCGAAAAAUGCUGGGGAAAAUGACUUGGAGAAAAAUUUAAUCCUUGAUAGUGAAUUAGUAAAGGUUGACCAGGAUUUGAAUGCGCAGGGUAAAGAUGAUGGUAUUACCAAAACAGAGCUCAGUAGGGAUCAAGCUGCCUUAAAGAUCCAGGCUGUGUACCGGGGAUGGCAAGUACGAAAAUUCAAGCCUCUGAGAAAACUUCAUGAAAUUGCCAAGAUCAGGCAUCGGAUGGAGGAGCUUAAACAACAGAUUAUGAGCCCUGAAUUUGAGGGAGAGCUCAGGAGAGAUGACAAAACAAAGGUGAAAAUGAGCGAAACUUUAAUGGGCCUGCUACUUCGGCUAGAUACCAUUCAGGGAUUGCGUCCAGUGGUCAGAGACGUUAGAAAGUCUUUGGCCCGAGAACUUGUUCAACUGCUGGAAAAGCUUGACACUCUUGUUGAAGAGGCUCGUUCCAGUCACUUGCAGCCAUGUAUGAUAUACGAAAGAGAGAACAAAGUAGAUGCUGUGCAGCAGAAGAUUGAUAAUAAAGAAAAGGGUUUGGAUGCUACAGAGGACUCUUGUAAUACUUUGUUAGGCAUUAGAUCAGAAAAUCAAGAAAUAGAAAAUGAAUUAACAAAAGAUGACAAUGCAGAGGAGAAAGAAACUAUCAAGCAUGAUUCAUUUGAAAUUGAAAAUGAAGUAAAUAAUGAUGGCAGAGAGAAUGCAUUUGCUUUGAAAAAAGCUGAAAGUAAAGAGGAACCUGAAAAUGCAAUUACCAACAACAGGGAAACUGUAGAAGACAAUAUACCUGUUGAGCAGGAGACUCUGAAAGUUUCUGGUAACCAGGACAUUGAUAUUCAGGAACUUGAAAAUGCAAUUACCAACAGGAGGGGAACUGUUGAAGACGAUGUACCUGUCGAGCAAGAGACUCUCAAAGUUUCUGGUAACCGGGAAAUUGAAAUUCCUUCUUUGUCGAUAGAUCUGGAGAAUGAAGAGGCUGAAAAAGAGGAUGAAAAUCUUUCAAAUGAAAGAAAGCCACUGGUCGCUUCAGAGGAGAUGAUUUCAUUAAGUAACGAGGCAGUGGAUAAAGCGGACAAGUCGGAACCAGCUUUUGAGAUAUUCUCUGUGGAGGAAGAUAAGAAAUCGAAACCUAAUAACCUCAUGAAGCAAGAUUCAACCCUGCCUCCUGUCGUAGACAAAGAAAUAUGCCCAUUAUCAAUUCUUGCCCAAGAGCAGGAAGCUGAAGCUUCAGACAGUUUGAACCCGUUGGAUGACAAUGCAAAUACUUCGCAGAAGAAUGCUCCUUUGGAGCAAGGAUUAAAAUUGGAGGUUAUUGGGUUUGAGGAAGAGAAGACAAAAUCAUCGCCUGAGAACGAUUUUAUAGACAGAGAGGAGAAUUAUGAACCUGGUAAUCUCAAAGAACCAAAUUCAGCUCUGCCUCCUCCUGUAGAAAAUGAUAUAUGCAAAUCAUCAACUCAGGUUCAAGAUCUCGAGAAGAAUGCGACUCUCGAGCCAGUAGCGAGAACAAUGCUUACCGAGGCUAAGGCAGAGAAGUCUGAAGCAUCUCUUGAGAAAGUUUUUGUAGAGGAGAAAACAGAACCUAAUAACCUCAAGGAGGCAGACUUAGCUCUGUCUCUUGCAGUGGAUAAAGAAAUAUGUCCUGACAAUUCAAACAUCUUGGAUGAGAAUAGAAAUGUUUCAGAGAAAAAUGUCUCUCUGGACCAAGAAGGAGAAGUGAUGCCCAUUGAGCUGGAGGCAGAACCUGAAAACCAAAUCAACGCCGAGAAGGUUGAGGUAUCUGGGUUUCAAUUGAAUAAAUGUGAAAGCAAAGAAUUAGAAGAUGCUCUUCCAGUGAAGACUGCAGGAGACAGCAAUGUGGAAUUCAUUACUGAGACUUCCUCUCAGGUGGUUUCUGAUAGCCUCUCUGUUUCACAUUCUGAUGGUCUUGAUGAAACCAAUUUGAGCAAAAUGGACAAGGCUUCAAAUGUGGCAGAAAAUAUGAGCGGAAAGGGAGAAUUUGCAGCUUCCAUGGCCCAAGAAUCAUGCGAUUCAGCUGUUGAGAAAGCCACCGAGGAUCUCAUAACAGUAAAUGAUUUUUCUGCUAUGAGCAACGUUAAAAAUGAUCUCCACCUCCAAAAUGAGGAACAAGUCUCCAGGUGCAGCAGAGCGACUGAUGACAUUGAAUCUGUGGCAUCUGACCUCGUAGGUACACCUGUAACGGAUAACUCAAUCAAUAAAAAUGAUCUUGUGCAUUCUGAAAACAUACAGCACUCGGAACCUAACAUUUCAAAAUUUGCAAAAACAACCCAAGAUCAUGAUAAGUGGGAGGAAGAAAAUGAAAAACUGAAGGAAAUGGUAGAGAAAUUGGUGGAAGCUGAGAAGCUGCAAAUGGCAACAAUAGCUCAGCUUAACGAUAAAAUAAAGCUUUUGGAGAAUAAACUUGGCAAAGGGAAAAAAACGAGGAAGCCCAGAGCGGGACAAUUGAGAGCAAGGAACCACAGAGUUGAAAGGAACACCAAGAAUGCCCCAGCCCUCCAGUGUUAGUGGCAGCCUCUGUCUUGCUUGAAUGACGAAAUAAUUAGUGCAUUUUUCUGUAUCUAGAGUGUGCUUUAUAUGUAAGAAGAAAGGGUGUAGCAUGGCAUGUUAUUUCCUUAAUAUAUAAUCUAUGCUGUUUAUUAGUA